AUGACUCGUGAAGUCGAGAUGAGUAUGAUUGGAGAACUAAACUACUUCAUGGGUCUUCAGAUCAAACAGAUGGAAGAAGAGAUUUUGUCACGCAAAGCACUUAUGCAAUCUUGUUACAAGGAUGACAAUGGUGUGAAAGUAGAUGAGAAGCUCUAUCGUGCAAUGAUUGGAAGUCUACCGUACUUGACAGCCAGUAGACCAGAUAUUUGUUACAUCGUUGGUGUAUGUUCACGAUAUCAAGCCAGUCCUUGUGUGUCACAUUUGAAUGCUCUCAAGCAAAUCAUCAAAUAUGUGAAUGGAAUGAUUCGGCAGGAAGCUUACACGACAAAAGAAGCACAUCAGGAGGAUGUUUCUUUCUUGGGAACAACAUGGUAUCCUGGCAUAGCAAAAAGCAAAACUGUGUGUCGCUGUCAACAAGAGAGGCUGAGUACAUUUCUCUUGGAAGUUGCUGCACACAACCCUUGUGGAUGA
Messenger RNA from Brassica oleracea var. oleracea, 471 nucleotides. RefSeq lists its product as uncharacterized. The transcript has 3 exons. NCBI's taxonomy places the organism in Eukaryota, Viridiplantae, Streptophyta, Magnoliopsida, Brassicales, Brassicaceae. The record is from RefSeq and is a predicted model, not a curated record. The coding region runs from base 1 to 471 and encodes 156 amino acids.